This is a messenger RNA of Humulus lupulus (European hop), 1431 nucleotides long. RefSeq names its product ninja-family protein AFP2-like. The record is from RefSeq and is a predicted model, not a curated record. The transcript has a single exon. Gene Ontology annotation, cellular component: nucleus. The coding region runs from base 116 to 1270 and encodes 384 amino acids. NCBI's taxonomy places the organism in Eukaryota, Viridiplantae, Streptophyta, Magnoliopsida, Rosales, Cannabaceae. Gene Ontology annotation, biological process: negative regulation of DNA-templated transcription; signal transduction.
CGUUUAUAUAGCUUCGGAUUUUCUUCUUCUUCUACUCCCGAUUGAGAAAAAUCCAAUUCCUGAGAUAUUUUCUUUAUCAAACCCUAGCGAGAAAAUAUAUUUUGCUCCAUUUUCAAUGGCCGAGGUAGAGCGAGACGAGCUUGAGCUGGAAUUAGGGUUGUCCCUUGGAGGAAGAAGAGGAAGUUUCAGAAAAUUUGAAACUACAACGAUUCCUCUCGACAAAGAAUCCGGUUCGUCGUUUGGUGGAGAAAUUGAUCAAACGACAACAUCAAGAUCCAGUACCUCGCCGGCUGCAGUCUCCGAUCAGAAGACGAAACGUGAGAUGCACGCGAUGAGGAGACAAGAGGCGAAGAAGAAGCGACAAGAGAAAAGGAAUCGACGAUUACGGAACUCGUCUUUGGUGAAAGACCAUUGUUCGAACGAUGUUUCUCCUGUAAUGGAAGAUCAAGAUCAAGAUCAACAACGAGCGAGCAAAAGGGAAAAGAUCCAGUUCGUUAGCCAAACGCUGCCUUAUCAUCAUCAUCAACAACAACAACACUUUACGGGAGCUGUGCAGUACCCUUACCCGUCGUUUCAGUUCGUUCCGUUCACGAAUGGGUUCGCAUACCCAUACAUGAUGCCGUGGUGGACGCCGACCGCCGGUGCUGACGGGAAAAAUGGGGUUCAACCCAUGCCUUGCCGGAGCUUCGGGCCGUUUUAUACGGGUCAGGGUUUCGGUUUGAAUGUUUCGAAUGGGUCCGGGUCGGAGAAGAAUGUCGGAAAAGCAGACGGCGAGGCUGGGAAAACGACGUCGAAUGGUUGUAGUUCCUCUACGGUACUCUCAGAUAGUGAAUCUUCGCUUGAACAAAACCAACGUAAUGAUUCGAAAACAAACGACGAGAAGGCUAAUUCUGAAGCUUCAGCCCAAAAUUGUUCUGAAACUACAACUGUCUCUCAACCAGUACCAGAACAACAACCUCCGGUCGCUGACUCUACACCAUCUCCUAAUAAGGCGGCGGAGUUGGACCGGAAACCGCCGAAGCCUCCGGCCCAAAAUCGAAUCGGGACAACUUGGCCGUUGCAACAAAUGCCGUAUGUCUCGACAACAGGAGACGGCCCAAAUGGGAAAACGGUCACUGGUUUUUUGUAUAGAUAUACAAAAUCUGAAGUGAACAUCGUCUGUGUCUGCCAUGGAAGAACAUUCUCACCGGCGGAGUUCGUGGAACAUGCCGGCGGCACCGACAUUUCAAACCCUUUGAAACACAUCACUGUAAUUCCCUCUGCUUUUUGAGUAAACGAUCGAUCCCAGUUUUUUUUUUUUUUUUAGAGUUUUGUGUUCUCUCCGUCAAAAGAACGAAGAAUAUAUUUUUUUUUCUUUUUCUUUUUUAAAAAGAGAAAAAGAGUACAUACAGUGAUCUGAUAAUAGACAUUAAUCAAAGAAAUGUUUGAUUA